Messenger RNA from Helianthus annuus (common sunflower), 643 nucleotides. Its product is annotated as CST complex subunit TEN1. The transcript is spliced from 4 exons. Gene Ontology annotation, molecular function: telomeric repeat DNA binding; telomerase inhibitor activity; single-stranded DNA binding. Gene Ontology annotation, cellular component: CST complex. Lineage: Eukaryota; Viridiplantae; Streptophyta; Magnoliopsida; Asterales; Asteraceae. The record is from RefSeq and is a predicted model, not a curated record. The coding region runs from base 121 to 516 and encodes 131 amino acids. Gene Ontology annotation, biological process: negative regulation of telomere maintenance via telomerase.
UGGGUCGGGGCGGGUGUAGUCAAAUAAUAACUAACGGGUUAUACUGUCCCAUCAUCAUGCUUAACGAGUUCGACUUUGCCCUAACCUAACCUACUUCAAUUUCAAAAUCGUGGUGUUUCAAUGUCAUCAUCAUCAUCUGCUGCUGUACCGUCUGGUUCCUUGGUUAUUCUACAAGAACUUAACUCAUCUUCACCCCAUUUUAAGGAUGGGGCGUCCCUUAGGGUUACUGGAAAGUUACAAGAAUAUAAUGUAGAGACAGCCAUUGCUGUUAUUGCUGACGGAGGUGCCACCCUGGCAGUCGACACUCAGCACUUGAGACUCAACCUUCGAGUGGGUUCCCUCUACCAGUUCAUCGGCGAACUCUCCAUUCAACCACAUAACGAGUUUCAGGGGAUAUUGAAAGCAAGAGUGGGUAGAAAUGUAGACGGUAUGGACCUUAAUUUGUACCAACAGUCUCUGAAGCUGUUAAGACAGUUUCAAUCUGAACAAAUCAAUCAUAUGGAGCAGCUGCAAUGAACAAAUCGCCAAACCAAUGUCUGCCCGGUAAGUAUUAUUAUUAUUCCAUAUGGCAUCUGCAAAUUUUCAAUCUGUAAUGAACGUGUUUAUUCUGAUAAAUGAAAUUUCAAUAUAUAAUUUUAAGAAA